This is a messenger RNA of Megalops cyprinoides (Indo-Pacific tarpon), 3183 nucleotides long. RefSeq names its product phosphodiesterase 4B, cAMP-specific a (gene pde4ba). The record is from RefSeq and is a predicted model, not a curated record. Gene Ontology annotation, molecular function: 3',5'-cyclic-AMP phosphodiesterase activity; transmembrane transporter binding. Gene Ontology annotation, cellular component: perinuclear region of cytoplasm; cytosol; nucleus. Lineage: Eukaryota; Metazoa; Chordata; Actinopteri; Elopiformes; Megalopidae. Bases 224 to 2398 code for a protein of 724 amino acids. The transcript is spliced from 15 exons. Gene Ontology annotation, biological process: signal transduction.
CCUCGCAGCGUCUGAUUACGAGGAGGACUGUGCCGAAAAGCUUAAAUGCUCAGCCGUGAAAGUCUGGAGCUCUGAGGAGAGGGGAAGAGCAGACGAGCAGCGCUUCGGACCGCGACGCCCUCCGCCGAGCUCGGCCGCCGUGCCCCAGCGCACUUCGCCGUGCAUGGCAUAGCCUCUGGCUCCAGAGUGGUACGAAGCGCGCCCGCGUCUCUCCCUCGCCAGCAUGUCCGGAAGGGAGCCCUCCUCCAACGAGCUGACCGCCCCGGAGCCGGACGCCUGCAUCCGGACCUUUAAGGAGCACAUGCACCUGGAGCUGGAGCCCCCCAAGCUGGGCGGCUCGGGGAAGCGGACCACCUCCCCGAAGCUGUCACCCCGCAGCUCCCCGCGGCUCUUCAGGAAGCUGAUGGUGAACAAGGGCAUCCGUCAGCGGCGGCGCUUCACGGUCGCUCACACCUGCUUUGAUGUGGAGAAUGGCCCGUCAGCGAGCUGCAGUCCGCUGGACCCCCAGGCCUCCCCAGGGUCAGGCCUGGUCCUGCACACCAACUUCCCUGGGCACAGCCAGCGCCGCGAGUCCUUCCUGUACCGUUCUGACAGCGACUACGACCUCUCCCCCAAGUCCAUGUCACGGAACUCCUCCGUCGCCUCCGAGCUACAUGGGGAUGACCUGAUUGUGACACCUUUUGCUCAGGUACUUGCAAGUCUUCGCAGUGUAAGGAACAACUUCACCGUCCUGACCAACGUACAGUGUGCCCCCAACAGAAGGUCACCGGCAGCCAGCCAGCCUCCUCUCACCAGAGUCUGCCUGCCAGAGGACUCCUACCAGAAACUGGCUAUGGAGACCAUUGAGGAGCUGGACUGGUGCUUAGACCAGCUGGAAACCAUUCAGACCUACCGCUCCGUCAGUGACAUGGCCUCCAACAAGUUCAAGAGAAUGUUGAACCGGGAGCUGACGCACCUGUCGGAGAUGAGCCGCUCCGGGAACCAGGUGUCCGAGUUCAUCUCCAACACCUUCCUGGACAAGCAGAAUGAGGUGGAGAUCCCGUCACCAACGCCCAAGGCUCGGGAGAAGAAGAAGAAGCAGCAGCUGAUGACCCAGAUCAGCGGGGUCAAGAAGGUGACGCACGGGCCUAGCCUGUCCAACUGCAGUAUCUCGCGCUUCGGCGUCAAGACCGACAAGGAAGAUCUUCUCUCUAAGGAGCUGGAGAACCUGAACAAAUGGGGCCUCAACAUUUUCACAGUGUCUGACUACUCCCAAAACAGGCCGCUCACAUGCAUCAUGUAUGCCAUAUUUCAGGAGAGGGACCUGCUGAAGACGUUCAAGAUCCCAGCUGACACCUUUGUGACCUAUAUGAUGACCUUGGAAGACCACUAUCACUCUGACGUGGCCUACCACAACAGCCUUCACGCCGCAGACGUAGCCCAGUCCACCCACAUCCUGCUGUCCACACCCGCACUGGACGCUGUCUUCACCGACCUGGAGAUCCUUGCUGCCAUUUUCGCCGCUGCCAUUCAUGAUGUGGACCACCCAGGAGUCUCCAACCAGUUCCUAAUCAAUACCAACUCGGAGCUGGCCCUCAUGUACAACGAUGAGUCGGUGCUGGAGAACCACCAUCUCGCCGUGGGCUUCAAGUUGCUGCAGGAGGAGCACUGCGACAUCUUCCAGAACCUCAACAAGAAGCAGCGCCAGUCCCUGCGGAAGAUGGUCAUCGACAUGGUCCUGGCCACUGACAUGUCCAAACACAUGAGCUUACUGGCUGACCUGAAGACCAUGGUGGAAACCAAGAAGGUGACAAGCUCUGGAGUCCUGCUGCUGGACAACUACACAGACAGAAUACAGGUUCUCCGCAACAUGGUGCACUGUGCAGACCUGAGCAACCCCACCAAAUCCCUGGAGCUGUACCGGCAGUGGACCGACCGCAUCAUGGACGAGUUCUUCCACCAGGGGGACAGGGAGCGGGAGCGGGGCAUGGAGAUCAGCCCCAUGUGUGACAAGCACACCGCCUCUGUGGAAAAAUCCCAGGUUGGCUUCAUCGACUACAUCGUGCACCCUCUGUGGGAGACCUGGGCUGACCUGGUGCACCCAGACGCACAGGACAUUUUGGACACGCUGGAGGACAACAGAAACUGGUACCAGAGCAUGAUCCCCCAGAGCCCGUCCCCACCCUUCUACGACCAGGACAAGGACAAUCAAGGAGGUGGGGACAAGUUCCAGUUUGAGAUGACGCUGGAGGAGGAGGACUCCGAGGGCACGGAAAAGGAGGAGCACAGCCAGGGUGAUGACAGCCUGGGCGAGGGACGCUCCCCGCAGGACUACUCCCAAAGCCAGGACAUAGAGGAGCCCAUGGAGCCCACGCACAUCGAAAUUGUCACGGAAGACGCCUCGCCUGUGGACACAUAGGCCCUGCCAACCUGGCAGAAAUGGGUCUUUUGCGUUCGCAGAUUGCUUUCAGAGGAGAAAUCCUGCAAUCAUGCUUUUGAGAGGCCUAGGGGCUGACUUUGGGCCGAAGGAGGUGUCCUUCUUGCACUUGAUUUGGAGCCAGAAGUGGACAGUUUGAGUGGAGCAUUGAAGGAGCUCUCAGGAAAAUGCUGCAGACACUUGGACCUGAUUUACAGGCUAAACUGAGAAAUGAAGGAUUGCGCCAGCCAGGAACAUUUACUGGAUUAGAAUCGGGGUGAUGACACUACUGAGAGAUUUUUGUACCAAGUGACUUUUUUAAAGGGGAUGUCAUGAGGUAAAAUAUGAACUACUGAUAAACAGGUAUUUAUAAAGAAAAUCUGUUUACUUUUCUGUAACGUUUGUCUAAGGACUUUGUGUGCCUUUUUUACAAUUGUCUUUUUAAAGUUUUUUUAUUUAUUGAACACAUUUUAGUAUAUGUAAAAUGUUUGUCUUUUCUUAAAAAAAAACAGAAAGCUCAAGAGCAAAGUUAUUUUGUAUCUCAAAUGAGGUGAGAAUGCAGAGUCUUCCUUAUUAGUGACUUUGGGCAAUAGCAGAGCAAAUACAAAUACUGGCCUCAUGGACAAAUCUUCCACAAAGGAAAAAAAAAAUCCCACAGAAGAAGUACUUCCUGACAUUACCAUUUAUCUCUCACUUCCUGUUUUUGGUCUCAGCAAAAGAUCAGUUUCUGCAUUUAAUUCUCACACAACCACACACACACACACACACACACACACACACACACACAC